Molecule: messenger RNA, 1305 nt
Organism: Huiozyma naganishii CBS 8797
Lineage: Eukaryota; Fungi; Ascomycota; Saccharomycetes; Saccharomycetales; Saccharomycetaceae
Exons: 1
Coding region: 1-1305 (434 amino acids)
Source: RefSeq, a predicted model, not a curated record
AUGGGUCCGAGGCGGAGUACAGCAAACCGGGGCAUUGUGGGAAGUUCCGCCGUUUCUUUUUGUAUGCGGAGCACUGUGUCCCGGGAUGCGAGCCCCGCACUUCGGUCAACUGCGGUCCGACUUUCCUUGAGGGAUUGUGUCCAGAGAGGGUCCCAUCGCGGCACAUCACAGACCUGGGUGCUGACUGCUUUGGGGUGGUCGGAAAACAUAUAUAAGGAGACGCGCGUUGCAGGGUGUGGUUCCCCAACCACCCUUAACGACACACAAAGGAGCCACAAUAACAUUUCCACAAGAAAGAAACCAGCCAAAAAAGGCCAAUGUUUGCUACUCCUCCCAUGCUUUCGAUUCAGAAACUCCGCGCGGGGACUGAUCCUAAAACGGGACAACUCCCCCCUGCCUGCCCCGGUACAGAAAAAUACACCAGCUGAGGGCCCCAGAUACGUACAUUUGCCGCUCCCCUCGGUGGACCAGCGAUGCCAGCUGCCCUCCAUUAGGAACCUGGAUAAUUCUCUAGAGUAUACCUCGCAGGCGAGUGGUACGAGACCGGGCCUCCCCAGCCCGACCAGCAGCUUCACACGCGCAUGUGAAUCAGACGAGGACGCUUCCGUAACCCUACCUCCUUUGCACUUCGUGUCCCAAGUGACAUUGGAGCAGGCACUACCGUCGACCUUUGCGGACAUGUACUCUCCGGAGAUAUUGCGCGAGAACAAACUGCUUCCGAACGGACGCCCCGAGUUCACGAGUCGCGAUUUGGAAGGCUGGGAACUGAACGAUCUCCGGUCGUUGCUCAUCGUUGAGAGAUUGCGGCCCGAGUGGGGGAACUCAAUCCCGCUGGUGGAGAGUCCGCACGGCCCCCAGUUCCAUAUAGUUCUCUUGCCGUUGGUGUGUGCGAAGUCUGUGAUCAUUGACACUCUCGUGAGCUGCGAUCUGUAUGCAGAGGCGAAGAUCGACUUCCAGUUCAGAUGGGACAACGCCGCGUGUAUCGUGGCUGCCGCACAGAGGCAGCACGAGCAGUUCCGCGACGGGAAGUACCGUGACGGCGUCUUCUACCUCGCGAAGCACGAGUGGAGGAACAUUAUCGAGAGUUACCUCCUCAACAUCGCGAUAGAAGCGCAGUGCCGCUCGGACUUCCGGAAAAGGUGCGACGAGUUCAAGUUGUGGAAACUGCAGAACAACCCCGCAUCAGGUGAGCACAGCAGCACAGCAUUGGGUGAAUCGGGCGAACCCCUUUCGCAGGAUGAGAAGGAUAUCCUGUGGGAACAGUGUCAGAUGCAGGUGCUUCAGCGACUCGGUGCCACCGGGUGA